AUGGAGUCAUCUAGCCCGCAUUUAGAAAACGAUCAAACUUAUGAGCAAGAAAAGACGGAGUCAGAGGAGAAUGAGGUGGUCAAACAGUUGAUUAAACUCAAAAUCAACAAAAAUGCUCAAAUGAUCAGAAAGUUUUACGAUGGCAAAACGAAACCGAUUAGAAUCGCUGGAAAUGCAAAGGUAUAUCUGGAACCGAUUACUAUCAAAAACUGUAUGCAAUUCAAGAAGAUCAACGAUGCUGUCUGCAACUAUAUCUUCAACGAGAAACUGUACUUCAUUGCUAGUCGUUCGCAAGAAUUUGCACGUCUUGCUUAUUACAACGAUGUCGCCGUUGGAGGACUUCUGAUUAUGCCCAUUAAGGAAGGAGAUGGAACGUUUUUCCUCAAUCUUGGAGUUCUGGAGCCAUAUCAGCAAUGCGGCAUCGGCACAAUCAUUCUUGAAUACGCACUCAGAGUUGCUCAAAUUCUCACACCUAUCAAGGCGUACCAUUUGCAAUUGCAGGGAAGUAACGAACGCGCUAUCAAGUUCUACGAAAAGCACGGAUUUGUCAAAGGUAAAGAUAUUAUCGAAAACUUCUACACCGACGAACCAAAGGAUGCUCUGUUGUACAUCAAGCAGUUCCGCGAAUGA
Molecule: messenger RNA, 630 nt
Organism: Caenorhabditis briggsae
Lineage: Eukaryota; Metazoa; Nematoda; Chromadorea; Rhabditida; Rhabditidae
Exons: 4
Coding region: 1-630 (209 amino acids)
Biological process (GO): mitotic sister chromatid cohesion
Cellular component (GO): NatA complex
Molecular function (GO): acyltransferase activity, transferring groups other than amino-acyl groups
Source: RefSeq, a predicted model, not a curated record